Adineta steineri is the source of this 2010-nucleotide messenger RNA. The record is from the annotation of a GenBank genome assembly. Lineage: Eukaryota; Metazoa; Rotifera; Eurotatoria; Adinetida; Adinetidae.
AUGGCUUUACAUGAAGCUUUAAUAGCUUUACAAACUGGAUGUAGUGGUUUAUUAACAUUAAAACAAGAUGAUCCUCAUUUUAAAAAACGUUUUCCAACAAUACCAUAUAUUCAUCAAGGUGAAUUAGAAAUACUUGAUCGACUUACUCAAAUUGGUCGACAUUAUCGUACACUUGAUGAAUAUGUUCAAAAUAUUUUAAAAAAUAAAACAAGUGGUUUAUAUAUAUUAAGUUUUGCUUUUGAACUUCGUUCAAUACUUCAAUCAUAUCUUCAUUGUUUAAGUCAAUUAGAACAUGAAUGCCUUCAAAAUACAUCAUUAACACUUUCACAUCUUACAGUAGCUUUAACAGAUUAUACACUUUUAUUUCCUGCACUUGUUUCAUUAAUAAAUACACUUCAAUCUACUGGUUAUCGUGGUUGUCAAAUUCUUGAUAUAAUUCGUCGUUCAACAUUAGAUGGAAAUACAAUUCUUUCAUCAACAAUAAAAAAAUUAUUAUGUGCAUGUCAUAGAAUAUUAAUUAAACAAAUAACAUCGAUUUUAACACAAGGACAAAUCUAUGAUGAAUAUGGAGAAUUUUUUAUUGGAUUGAAUAAUAAUAUUAAUGUUGAAGCUAUGGGAAUGACAACACCUAGUAUUUCACGUAUGACAUCAACAGUUGCUAGUCGAUCACAUUCACCAGAUAGAGAAAGACAAUCAGUUUUACAGACACCUCAACCAAAUUCUCUAAUAACACCUGGCUAUAGUCAAUAUCAAUUAAUACCUGAAAUGCUUCCAUCAUAUAUUCCACUUCAAUUAGCUGAUAAAAUUUUAUUUAUUGGUGAAUCAUGGCUUUUAUUAAAAAAUAAUGAUGAUGAUGAUAAUGAUAGAAAAUUUUUAUUAUUAAAUCCAAUUGAUUAUGAUGAACAAAAUCAUCUUGUUCAACAACAAUUAUAUGCCUUAACACUUUCAGAUGAUUUAAAUAUGUUUGAAUUAGAACGUAUUAUUGAACAUGCAAGAAUUGAUUUAUCAUUAACGUUAAGAAAUUUAUUUGUUGAUCGUUUUCAUUUAAUUGAUGAACUUGAACAAAUUCGUGGAUUUUAUUUAAUUGAACGUGGAGAACUUUAUACAUUAUUUGUUAAUCGUACAAAUCAAUUAUUAUUAAAUACAAAAAAAUCUACCAAUGCUAUAGAAAAUGAUAUUAAUGAAGUAUUCAAACAAUGUUUAAAUGAUUUACAUUUAGAAACAAUAUUAACAAAUGCAGAUAAAUUUAAAUUUAAACUUAAUUUUCCACAUAGCGAUACUACAGCACAAGAAAUUAGUGGAGCUCGUCGUUUACUCUCUCGAACUCAAGGUCUAACAGAUAAUUCGAAUACUCCAUUUGAUUUUUGGUCAUGUGGUUGGGCAAAUUUAUCUAUACAAUAUCGAGUUAAAUAUCCAAUGAAAGCAUUUUUUAGUGAAAAUUGUAAACAACGUUAUAAUGAUAUAUUUCAUUUAUUAAUUAUUUUACGUUAUGUCCAAAAUGAACUAAAUAGUUUAUGGUUAGCAUUUAAAAAUAAAAAUAAAAAUUCUUUAAUAUGGCAUUUACGUAAUUCUAUGUCAUUUUUUAUUGAUAAUUUUCAAUAUUAUAUACAAAUCGAUGUAUUAGAAUAUAAAUAUCAACAAUUAAUACGUUCAAUAUUAUCAAGUACUGAUUUUCAACAAAUUAAACAUUUACAUGAAUUAUUUUUAGCUGAUAUACAAACACAUUCAUUCAUGCUUUUAAGUACAGCAUAUCAAUCAAUAAAAAAUAUUUUAUCAAUUUGUGUAUCAUUUUGUUUAACAAUAAAACAACAAGAAAAUACGAUUAAUAAUCUUGAUGAAAAUAUUUUACGACAAUUUGGAAAAGAAUUUAAUGAUGAAAUUCGACUUUUAUUUGGUAUAUUAGGUAUGGUUCAAAAACAUAAUGCUUUACCACAUCUGGGUGUUUUCUUAACAAGACUUGAUUUUAAUCGAUUUUUAACAAAUAAUAAUGGAUCAUUUGGAGAAUUUUAA